Molecule: messenger RNA, 1795 nt
Organism: Trematomus bernacchii (emerald rockcod)
Lineage: Eukaryota; Metazoa; Chordata; Actinopteri; Perciformes; Nototheniidae
Gene: ctsa
Product: cathepsin A
Exons: 14
Coding region: 126-1538 (470 amino acids)
Biological process (GO): proteolysis
Molecular function (GO): serine-type carboxypeptidase activity
Source: RefSeq, a predicted model, not a curated record
CCUGACGUCAUGUGACCUGCCGUCUUUAUCACUGUUGUCAGCUGCAGUCACAGUCAGUCACAUGAAGUCCACCUGCUGAAGUGGACAGAAAGAAAGAAAGACGGACAGGUGAAACAGACAGAAAGAUGGUGCUGUUGUUGUGUUGUUUCCUCUCCUCUCUGCUGGUUGUCAUGGCAGCGCCGGCUGCAGACGAGGUGAAGUUCCUCCCCGGCCUUCAGAAACAGCCGAGCUUCAGACACUUCUCUGGAUACCUGAACGUGGCCGACGGGAAACAUCUGCACUACUGGUUGGUGGAGUCCCAGAAGGACCCGUCCUCAGACCCCCUGGUGCUGUGGCUGAACGGAGGCCCAGGAUGCAGCUCUCUGGACGGACUGCUCACUGAGCACGGACCCUACCUGAUCCAGGAUGACGGAGCGACGCUGCAGUACAACCCGUACUCCUGGAACAAGAUUGCCAACGUGUUGUACCUGGAGUCUCCAGCAGGGGUCGGAUUCUCGUACUCGGACGAUAAAAACUACGCCACCAACGACACCGAGGUGUCGAUGAACAACUACCUGGCUCUGAAGGAGUUCUUCCGGCUGUUUCCAGAGUUCAGUAAGAGCGAGCUGUUCCUCACAGGUGAGAGUUACGGAGGAAUCUACAUCCCGACACUGGCUGAGAGAGUGAUGGAGGACUCCACCCUCAACCUGCAGGGCAUUGCCGUGGGAAACGGGUUGUCGAGCUACGAGAUGAACGACAACUCUCUGGUUUACUUUGCCUAUUACCACGGGCUGCUGGGAAGCCUCCUGUGGAGCGAGCUGCAGGCGUUCUGCUGCAGAGAGGGGACGUGCAACUUCUACAGCAACAAGAACCACAACUGCUCCGCCGCCAUCGGUGAUGUUCAGACAAUCGUCUACAGUUCAGGUCUCAACAUGUACAACCUGUACGCUCCCUGUCCAGGUGGAGUCCAGAGACUCAGUAUUGAUAAGGGGCAGCUGGUGAUCAGAGACUUGGGGAACUCGUUCAUCAACCAUCAGUCGACUCAGCUGUGGAGCCAGAAGUUACGAGGUCUGGCGUCUCGUCACCUGUCUGUGAGGCUGGACCCCCCCUGCACUAACUCCACCCCCUGCUCCCUUUACCUGAACAACAAGUUAGUCAGAGCUGCUCUGCACAUCAGCCCCAAGGCUCUGGACUGGGUCAUCUGCAGCUCGGAGGUGAACCUGAACUACGGCCGUCUCUACAUGGACGUCAGGAAGCAGUACCUGAAGCUGCUCUCUGCACUGAAGUACCGUGUCCUGGUGUAUAACGGGGACGUGGACAUGGCCUGUAACUUCAUGGGGGACGAGUGGUUUGUGGAGUCUCUGCAGCAACAGGUGGAGGUGCAGAGGCGUCCCUGGCUCUUUAACGAUGUGAACGGUCGGCAGGUCGGAGGCUUCGUCAAAGAGUUCGACAACAUCGCCUUCCUGACUGUGAAGGGUUCUGGUCACAUGGUUCCAUCAGAUAAACCAAUCGCUGCCUUCGCCAUGUUCUCCAGAUUCAUCAAGAGGCAACCCUACUGACCUCUGACCUCUCUGUGACCUCCGCUCUGUUUGGGCUCUCUGGGCUGCCGUAAUUUGUGUUUGUUUAUAUUUGUCUUCCUGUCACUGCCAGCCAAUCAGCUGCCGCUUACAUAUUUUAACAUUUUUUUAAAUGAAUCGCCUCGACCUCCUGCCAAUCACAGCGCUCCACUCGGCCGUUGCCAUGGAAACGAAACUGCCGCCUUUUUAUGUUUGAAUGUGAAUCUUGUUUCUGAAUAAAGUCUGAACUCUGACCUUCA